UCGGUGGCAUUAGCAAAAACUUGCGUAUUUGCUCCAUCCGUGUCUGUCGACAUCAGGUCCUCCUCCAGCCUUUUUAUAAGCUGCCUUCACCGCCGAGCAGACGACAUUUUCGGGGUUCGGUCUUCAGCUGUCCGUCCUCACAGCCUCGUACCUGUGUGUGUCUUUCGGAGGACGUUUGUUUCUCUGUCGGAGCGUCUGGAACCGAAACCUCGGACACACACUGAGCCCUGUUCUACUUCAGUGGGCGGAUAAAGGACGGCAUCCGGGCCUGGCAGCUCCGGAGAGUCGGCUUGAAACGACAGAAUUCACCAUUUUCAGGCCGUGUGCUGCCCUGCCAUGGAGAAGAUGAAGAGGAUUAAGAAGCGUCUGUCUUUAACACUGCGCCCCAGCCAGACCAUCGACGAGUCUCUGUCUGAACUGGCUGAGCAGAUGACCAUCGAGGACGGCGGCACCAAGGACAACGAGCCCUUCAUGAGGAAUGGCCGCCCCCCCACUUCCCACAGCAUGCACUCUUUUCUGCACCAGUACACCGGGUCCUUCAAGAAGCCGCCCCUGCGUCGGCCACACAGCGUCAUCGGUGGCACGCUGGGGUCCUUCAUGGCCAUGCCACGCAACGGCAGCCGCCUGGACAUUGUGCACGAGAACCUGAAGAUGGGUUCUGACGGGGAAAGCGAUCAGGCAUCGGGAACAUCUUCAGAUGAGGUCCAGUCUCCAACUGGAGUCUGUCUGAGGAACAGAGUCCACCGACGAAUCUCCAUGGAGGACCUCAACAAGCGCCUGUCGCUGCCUGCUGACAUCCGAAUUCCCGACGGCUACCUGGAGAAGUUGCAGCUCAGCAGCCCCCCCUUCGACCAGCCGCUCAGUCGACGCUCCCGCCGAGCCUCGCUGUCGGAGAUUGGGUUUGGGAAGCUGGAGACAUACAUUAAGCUGGACAAACUGGGAGAGGGAACAUAUGCCACAGUGUUUAAAGGUCGCAGCAAGCUGACAGACAACCUGGUGGCUCUGAAGGAGAUCCGGCUGGAGCAUGAAGAAGGAGCCCCGUGCACAGCCAUCAGAGAAGUGUCAUUACUGAAGGACCUGAAACACGCCAACAUCGUGACGUUACAUGACAUCGUCCACACCGACAAGAGUCUCACGCUCGUCUUCGAGUACCUGGAUAAAGAUCUGAAGCAGUACAUGGAUGACUGUGGAAAUAUAAUGAGCAUGCAUAAUGUGAAGAUCUUCCUGUUCCAGAUUUUGCGAGGGCUGUCGUAUUGUCAUAAGAGAAAAGUUCUCCACCGGGACCUGAAGCCACAGAACCUCCUCAUCAACGACAGAGGAGAACUCAAACUGGCUGAUUUUGGGCUGGCGAGGGCAAAGUCUGUCCCGACUAAAACCUAUUCCAACGAGGUGGUGACGCUUUGGUACCGGCCUCCUGAUGUUCUGCUGGGAUCCUCAGAGUACUCAACACAGAUUGACAUGUGGGGCGUUGGCUGUAUAUUCUAUGAGAUGGCUGCGGGUCGGCCUCUGUUCCCAGGCUCCACUGUGGAGGACGAGCUCCACCUCAUCUUCAGGCUACUGGGCACACCCACAGAGCAAAACUGGCCAGGAAUCUCCGCCAUCGAAGAGUUUAAAUCCUACAAUUUCCCCAAAUACAAACCCCAGCCGAUAAUCAACCAUGCCCCCAGGUUAGAUGGUGAGGGCAUCGAGCUGCUGCUGGCUUUCCUCAGAUACGAAUCCAAGAAGAGGAUUUCAGCUGAAGAGGCGAUGAAACAUUCCUACUUCAGGCAGCUUGGGAUGAGAGUGCACACACUGCCUGAGAGCGUAUCAUUAUUCACAUUAAAAGAAGUGCAGAUGCAGAGAGACCCUGGCUACAGGAACUCUUCGUACCCAGAGUCAGUUUUGCAUUUGGCUAGAGUAAGUGUCACUCCUGGUAGCAUGAGGCGAUACCUGGACCCUACAGAGUUUCCACAGGCAAUCCAACUCCUCCAGGAUGGCACAUCAAUGCGUACCAUUCCCAGAAGGUUUGCUGUGUCUCCCAGCACAUUCUCAAGCACAUGGAGGAGAUUCCAGGAGACAGGUAGUUAGUCUAAGAGAGCUGGACAGGGCUGUUGAAGGUCCUCAACCGAUCAGCAGGACAGGUAUCUGCUCCUUUGUGCAAGGAGGAACAGGAUGAGCACUGCAAUAGCUCUACAAAAUGACCUCCAGCAGACCACUGGUGUGAAUGUCUCUGAUCAAUCAGAAAGAGAUUUAAUGAGAGUGGUCUGAGGACCAAGCAUCCUCUAGUGCACGCUGUGCUCGCUGACUUGCACCGUGGAGCUCGGCUGGCAACACAGGAAUUUGCAAGUCCACCACUGAUGCUCUGUGCUUUUCACAGAUGAGAGCAGGUUCACCCUGAGCGCAUGUGACAGGCAUGAAAGGGUCUGGAGAAGCCGUGGAGAAUGUUAUGCUGCCUGUGUGUGCCUGUGACAUUGUUCAGCAUGACUGGUUUGGUGGUGGGUCAGUGAUGGUGUGGGGAGGCAUAUCCAUGGAGGGAUGCACAGACCUCUACAGGCUGGACAAUGGCAUUCUGACUGCCUUUAGGUAUCAGGAUGAAAUCCUUUGACCCAUUGUCAGACCCUACAUUGAUGCAGUGGUCCUGGAUUCCUUCUGGUGCACAACAAUGCCCAGUCUUAUGUGGUAAGAGAACUCAUGCAGUUCCUGGAGGAUGAAGGAACUGAUACCAUUAGCUGGCCCCCAUGCUCACCUGACCUGAAUCCAAUAGAACACCUUUGAAACAUUAUGUUUUGUUCCAGCCGACACCAUCAGGUUGCUCCUCAGACUGUCCAGGAGCUCAGCGAUGCCCUGGUCCAGUUCUGGGAGGAGAUACCCCAGGACACCAUCUGUCGUCUCAUUCAGAGCUUGUCCCGGCAUCGUCAGUCAUGCAUACAAGCACAUGGAGGCCAUACAAACUACUGAAUACCAUUUUGAGCUUCUGCCAAGGAAUUUCAGCAAGAUGGACUAGCCUGCCACAUCAGUUUUUCACUUUGAUUUUGGGGUGUCUUGAAUUUAGCCCUGCUGGGGGGUUGAUAAUUUUCAUUCCCAUCAAACAAUGUGGCACUUUUCAUUCCUAACGCAUUAUCCAGUCCAAAUCAAUGCUAAUAUCCAGUUUGUUUUUUCCCCGUAUUGAAAUAUGAUGCAUUUUCAAAGUGUUCUUUUAAUUUUUUGAGCAGUAUAUACACGUGUGUGUGUAUAUAAUAUUUGCAAGAAAAGCAGGGUUUUUUUUUCAGAUAUAUCUACAGAUAUAUCUGGGCAUUUUUAAGGGUGAUGCUACAAAUUAGACUUUUGUUUUUCCAGUUUCUAUAUAGCUUAUUUUAGUCAAUCCCUGGUAUCUUAAUUAUGUCACUGCAUGCUGGAACAUAAAAACCUACAAGCCUCUCUUACAAACAAACUAUCUAUUUUUCUUAUUAUUAUUACACAGUCCAAAAUUAAAUACAAAGUAAACCGUACAUACAUAUAUAUAACCGUACCAUUCCAUAAAGUUGGGGGCUUACAUGAGGUACAUUAUUCAAAGUAGGACUAAAACUAAAGCAGCAGAACCUGGGAUAUCCUGAUUUUUAGUGCCUGGUUUGGGUUUCUAAUCUUCCCAUAAUUCAAAUUAAAUAGUAUUUGGAUCGACAGAUAGAAUAGGGCUUCUUGUUCUAAAUAAUCUGAACACCAUGUGUGAAAUCAUUGCUCCUCAUUUUGGCAAAAGUGUCAUUAUUUUUAGUAAAUGUUUUUGUAAACCAAAAGCAUUAUGGGUAUUGUAUUCUUACAGUUUUCUCUCUCUCUCCAGGUAAUGGCAAGAUCAACAGGCGCCAAAGCAUGCUCUUCUAAUGUUCCCUGAAGAGGAUGCUCCACUGGCCAGCUUCAUCAUCAAUUUCCAGCAACCUUUCGCAUGAGCCCACCACCCCUCGGAGUGACGACCCCCUCCCCUUUACCUGCACACACACACACACAGAUGUGAACACACAUGAACACGCACACACACCCCUCUGAGCGAGUGACUCUGAGUUGAAUCUAUGUGGAGACUGUGUUUAUUUAUUGGGGGGCAGGGUGAGGUUGAAUUUAUUGCUGCUAAACUACUACUGUCUGUAUUUAAUACACCGUGUGUGUGCAUGCGUGUAUAUGUGUGUGUGUGUGUGUGUGUGUGUGUGCACGUGAUGUGAACUCGAGAUGCCAUGCACAGUUGAGCAGUCAGUAAGGUUCCUCUUGUUCUUCUUCUGACUACGAGUCUCCGGCUUCUUUUGAGUUAGAAUUCAAGUGAUGUUGACGUCGAUGCUGUGAUCCAAGUUGUUGUUCUUGUUGUUGUGCUUGGAGACUGAAAGCUUCAAUUUCUUCAGAUUUUUUCAAAAAAAAAUAUGUAUAUCUACAUAUAUAUAUAUUUGGAGGUUAUGUUUUGUUUCUCUUUGAGCUUCCGUGACUGAACUCCACAACAUUUCCAGGUUUAGAAAGACUGGAACACUAGAUGGUGUUAGAUGGAUGGAAAAAAAUCUGGAUUUCCAAUUGUCAUUUUUCCAAAACAUUUCAGAUUGACUCUGCUUUCAGAAAGCCUGCUGCCCUCGAGGGUUACAGUGAAAGUCAGAAAGCGUGACUGUAAGUGGAUUGACAGCUGAGGGGUUAAAGAAGCACACAGAGCCCAGCCAGCAUCACAAUAUCCAGCUUUUGGGCCUUGGGUUCCUUUCCUCCAUUCUGGCACAGCAAUGGGACCAAACUGGGGUGAAGGGAAGGCACACAGUUGGGAAGACUGGCGGAAAGAUGAUGGAAGAGGAAUACUGGAGCUGGAAACAAAGUCAUGUGGCAUCCCACAGGAAGCCAGCAAGCCUUCCCUAAAACCCCUCACUAAACUGCCAGGACUUCAUUGCUUCUUUUCUUCAAAAAUGCAAACUACAUUUUUCCUGCUCUGUGUGUAUUUGGAGGUCUCACUGCAGUAACUCUUUGUUUUUAACUUGCACUUCAGUGUGUGUUUUUUCUGUUAUUUUUUUUUAAUCAGGGACACUGGCCUGGACACGGCUGAGUUUACCCAACAGUAUUAGGAUAUGUUCUCUUUGUCUGUGACUUUGAGCUCUCCUUCUGAAACAACGGUGUCAUUGUGGCAUGUUUUCCGGAGGUGGGGUGGGAGGAUGGGAGGGAUAGUGGGGAUCAGGAUGGACUGUUCAAAAAGCAAAACAGUUAUUUUCCACUGCCCUCUCCAGCAUUUGUACAAAAAAGACAUUUCAAAUUGAAAUUUUAGCUUGAACAGUCCGCUGUGUUGUUUGCAACUGACAGUGAUGCUACAGAUGAUGAAGCCUGUUGAGAAGUCUGCUUUUGGCCACAUGUUUACUGAAGCAAAUGGAAGAUCUCCCCAAAUCACUCUUACAAAAGCGAUGUGAUGUGCAUUCCUGUCUUCAUUUAGUUGCAUGUUUUAUAUUUCUCAUUGCUAUGGACCAAGGUCGGUGUAGGCGCACGUGGUCCAGAUGUUUCCAGGAGUUUCACCCCUUUCAAAGGAAUAGUUUGACAUUUCGGGAGAAAUGAAAUAUGGCAGUUGAGAGAUUAUUGCAGUGAGAAAUUUAGAUGCUAAAUAUGAAUGUGUAGCAGCAGCAGAUUAGUUUAGCAUAGCUUCAUUCAACACAAAGACCUGGGAAACAGUUAAAAGUAACUAGCACAAAAUCUGCCCAACAGGACCUAUAAAGCUUACUAACCAACACUUCUUUGAUUACGUAAGCGUAAAAACCACAAGCUGCAGUUUAUCUCAGUUACAUACUGGACUAUUUCUUAGCUAGCUGCACAUAGCCCUCUUUAAAAUCACACCGUUUUACUUUUACACUUAGUUUUUUUGUGCAAAUGUAAAAACUGUUAUUCUAAAAUUUCUACAGUUUCAUUUAGCAGACGCUUUAAUCCAUAGCGACGUACGUCUGAGAGUAGAUACAACACAAGCAAGGAUCUAACCAGGAGAAAACAACCUGGAUAAGAGCCAUAAAGCAAGUUAAAGUGUGAUAAUAGGACCGUGGUGUCUACAGGCAGCGUGGGAGGAAACAGGAAAUUGGUUUUUGCAGUUAAGUGUAAAGGUAUUCAGUGAAGAGUUGGUUUUACGUAUUUUCUUAAAGAAAAGAUGUUAUGUGUUAAUUACUAAGCUUUACACAUGCUGAUGGGCAGAAUGUGUUUCCUGCAGAGCUACAACUGGAAAAACUUAACAUCGUAUCAAGUCUGUUUGUCUUAUUUUUAGUCAAAAUGUCUCAUUCCACGUGAUUUAGUAUAAAUUCACUUAACAAUGACAUUUCAGCAAGAUAGAGGGACUUGUUUUAAGACAAUGCAUCUUAAAUAUCUUGUUAAGUCAAACAAUCUUGAAAUGAUCUUGUUUUGAGUUGAAUUUUACAAGAAAACUCAAAAUAAGUUUAACCUUCCUGUCAUCCUGUAGGUCAAAUUGACCCGUUUUAAAGUUUGAAUAUGUGGAGAAAAGAAUAUUUUCACAGUGAAAAUUCUGAUGUCCACAUUUUAAACCUUUUUGGGAAAUUUUUGAACAUUUUUUGGUGGAAAAAAAAAAUGUUAAAAAUGUUUUUUAAAAACAGUCACAAAAAAUCAACCAUUGAUUUUUAUGUGAACGUUCUUAAAGAAAAUAUUAGAAGUUCUACAGAUGUAAUCACUUUAGAUAUUUUUUGGAUUUUUUCAGAAGAUUUUUACUAUUUUUAAAAAAAAAUGGUUACACUAAUUUUCUUGACAAAUUUGGGGGAUUUUUUAAAAAUGAAACUUUUAAGGAAUGAUCGGAAUUUUCUUCCUGAAGGUUUUCCAAAUUUUCAGAAAUUUGGGGAUUCUUUUGCUGAAUUUUUGGAUUUUUUCAGACAAGGAAACAAUAUUUUUUGGUGGCUGUAAAUGAAGACAACAGGAGGGUUAAUACAUCUCAAAUUAGGAGGUUACAUGAAAGCAAAAAUCUAUUUUUGAGUGAUAAGCUGCUUUUUUUUUUUUUAGCAUGUCUGGCUUAUUUUAAGACACCCAAGCUUCACAAUCCUGGUAAAAUCUAGCUUAAAAUAAGUUUUCCCAGCUAAUUUUAAGAUCUCAAUAUUCUAAAUAUCUUAUCUUAUUUCAAGAAAUCUUACCAAGCCAUUUUUCAGUUGUUGCAUUGGCAAAUUUUUUCACUUACUUCAAGGUAAAAGUUCCUUGAAAUAAGUUUUUUUUCUUGUUUUGAGAGGAGCAUUUUUUUUUUGCAGUGUAGCUUUUUUAUCAGAUUCUUUAGUCUUUAUCUGUGUUUAGCUAAGCUAACCAGCUGCUGGCUCCUGCUAAAUGUUUAAUGUACAUGCACAAGUGUGGCAUCAAUCUUUACCUCUAAUUCUCAGCGCAAGAGCAGUUAGGCACAUUUUACAAAAUGUCAAACUAUUCCUUUGAAAUAUUAACAGUAGACAUAUUUCUGUGACAGUCUGAAUAUGAAAGGGCAAGGGCUGAAAAGGAGUGACCGUUUUACAACAAAAUUCAACAGUCACAUGGUGGAGAGCAUUUUCUGCCCUCACAGUAGCAACAAUAGAACAGAGUGCAGUGCAUAAACAUGUGCACUAAAUACCAUCAGGAGUGCACUGAACAUCACACAGUGAACGCGAAAGGAGGUCUGAGGGAGGUCUUCCACUUAGUGCAGCUUGUUUGCUCAACAUUUACAUCAAAAUUUCAUAUUUAUUGUCUGUUGAGAUUUAUAGGAUUUGUCUGAGCAACACUAGAGUUCUCUGUUACAACAUACUGUUUGGAUAGAAAAGUGCUGGAGGCACUGCUAAUGCUUGAUAAAUUCAUUAUUAACUAAGAGCAUUGAUUAACUUUAACACAGUUUUCAGCUAACAGUGAAAUGAUCCUGUAAACAUUCUGUAUUUUAAUACUGAAGGACAGUUCAGUACACACACGGUUCCAACACAAAUUUAGAUGAAUAUACUGUGAACAAUUUACAUUUAAAGCAAUGUACCACUUAUUGUGUUCAUAGAGAAAACGUCAAUAUAUUAAUGGUAGAUAUCUUGUGAUAUAUUGACCCCACAAUUUGCCGAUCUGCACCUUCAAAAUAUCGAACCUUCCUCAGCUCAUGUUGUUUUUCAGUUGUCUCCUUACAAGGAUGCAGGAUUAUUUCACCACAAACUGCAAAUUGUGUUUCUGCUGAUAUGACUUUUUGUACAUGAACAGCAGUAACAUGCAUGAAAGGAGAUUUCUGUAACAGCUAAAUAUUUAUCAUUGUAAAACUGUACUUUUUCAAAACGUAUGAAUGACCGAAUGUUAUGUGAACGUGUGUGUGUGUGUGUGUGUGUGUGUGUGUGUGUGUGUGUGUGUGUGUGUGUGUGUGUGUGUGUGUGUGUGUGUGCCUGAUGCAUGGAAGACCUGCUGUGUUGUGAGUUCGACCUCUGAAACACUGAGCUGCCGGUGAACAGUUGGUGUGUGACUCUUUUUACUGGAACUAUUUAUUUCUCAUAACCAUUGAAAGUAAAUUUAAACUGUUUCAUAAA
This is a messenger RNA of Acanthochromis polyacanthus (spiny chromis), 8444 nucleotides long. RefSeq names its product cyclin-dependent kinase 17 (gene cdk17). Gene Ontology annotation, cellular component: cytoplasm; nucleus. The transcript has 17 exons. Bases 337 to 2067 code for a protein of 576 amino acids. The record is from RefSeq and is a predicted model, not a curated record. Gene Ontology annotation, molecular function: protein kinase activity; ATP binding. NCBI's taxonomy places the organism in Eukaryota, Metazoa, Chordata, Actinopteri, Pomacentridae. Gene Ontology annotation, biological process: protein phosphorylation.